Messenger RNA from Ananas comosus (pineapple), 1660 nucleotides. RefSeq names its product tubulin alpha chain-like. The coding region runs from base 113 to 1468 and encodes 451 amino acids. Gene Ontology annotation, biological process: microtubule cytoskeleton organization; mitotic cell cycle. NCBI's taxonomy places the organism in Eukaryota, Viridiplantae, Streptophyta, Magnoliopsida, Poales, Bromeliaceae. Gene Ontology annotation, cellular component: cytoplasm; microtubule. The transcript is spliced from 4 exons. Gene Ontology annotation, molecular function: structural constituent of cytoskeleton; GTP binding. The record is from RefSeq and is a predicted model, not a curated record.
UCGGACGACGUCUUCGUACACGCCGUCUCUCUCUCUCUCUCUCUCUCUCUCUCUCUCUUCUCUCUCUCUCUCUCGUUCGCUUCGUUCUCAUUUGACAUUUCGCACUGAGAAAAUGAGAGAGUGCAUCUCGAUCCACAUUGGCCAAGCUGGGAUCCAGGUCGGGAAUGCGUGUUGGGAACUUUAUUGCCUCGAGCAUGGCAUUCAGCCUGAUGGCCAAAUGCCCGGCGAUAAAACUGUCGGUGGAGGUGAUGAUGCAUUCAACACCUUCUUCAGCGAGACAGGUGCAGGGAAGCAUGUCCCCCGUGCUGUGUUUGUUGAUCUGGAACCCACUGUGAUCGAUGAGGUGAGGACCGGAACCUACCGCCAGCUCUUCCACCCCGAGCAACUCAUCAGCGGCAAGGAAGAUGCCGCCAACAACUUUGCCCGUGGCCACUAUACCAUUGGCAAGGAGAUUGUUGAUCUCUGCCUCGACCGCAUCAGGAAGCUUGCCGACAACUGCACUGGGCUUCAGGGCUUUCUUGUCUUCAAUGCUGUUGGCGGAGGCACUGGCUCGGGCCUUGGCUCUCUCCUUCUUGAGCGUUUAUCCGUUGACUAUGGUAAGAAGUCAAAGCUGGGCUUCACUGUGUAUCCCUCUCCUCAGGUCUCCACCUCUGUCGUCGAGCCCUACAACAGUGUUCUCUCCACCCACUCCCUUCUGGAGCACACUGAUGUUGCAGUUCUCCUCGACAAUGAGGCCAUUUAUGACAUCUGCCGCCGCUCCUUAGACAUCGAGCGCCCCACCUACACCAACCUCAAUCGCCUCGUUUCUCAGGUGAUUUCAUCUCUGACUGCCUCGCUGCGAUUUGAUGGCGCCCUGAAUGUGGAUGUGACAGAGUUCCAGACCAAUCUGGUUCCCUACCCGCGCAUCCACUUCAUGCUCUCCUCCUACGCCCCUGUUAUCUCUGCUGAGAAGGCCUACCAUGAGCAGCUCUCCGUGGCUGAGAUUACGAACAGCGCAUUUGAGCCUUCCUCCAUGAUGGCCAAGUGUGACCCCCGCCACGGCAAGUACAUGGCCUGCUGCCUCAUGUACCGCGGCGACGUCGUCCCCAAGGACGUCAAUGCUGCCGUUGCCACCAUCAAGACCAAGCGCACCAUCCAGUUUGUCGACUGGUGCCCCACCGGCUUCAAGUGCGGGAUCAACUACCAGCCACCGACCGUCGUGCCAGGUGGCGACCUAGCCAAGGUGCAGAGGGCCGUGUGCAUGAUCUCGAACUCAACCAGCGUCGCGGAGGUGUUCUCGCGGAUCGACCACAAGUUCGACCUCAUGUAUGCGAAGAGGGCGUUUGUGCACUGGUAUGUUGGGGAAGGGAUGGAGGAAGGCGAGUUCUCAGAGGCGCGCGAGGAUCUCGCUGCACUGGAGAAGGAUUAUGAGGAGGUCGGUGCCGAGUCGGGUGAGGGGGAUGAGGGAGACGAAGGUGACGAGUACUGAGGAUGAGAGACUCAUGUGCUUGUUUGAAUGUGACAGUGUUCCAGUUUGUUGUGUUUGUUGAUGUUGUGCUUGCGUCUUGCUGUUGUUUGAUGUGCUGCUAUUCGCAUGGGUCUAUGUUUGGAAUGUGGUCUUCCGAGUUAUCGGCUUUUAAAUCCCAAUAAAGAUGCCAUUAAAUUGGUGCUUUUAUUCAAA